AUGACAGAGUAUUGGCUUGAGAAUAAGAACGAGUUCCAAGAAGUAGUCUUGUGUUUCCUCCGUGACAAUAACAGGAACAACGUCGUUGACAGAGACAUGAACAUCAUCGUUGAGCAGCCACAACAAGAGAACAGAGACGAGAACAUCAUCGUUGAGCACCCACAACAAGAGAACAGAGACGGAAAUAACAAUAUGGUCUCAAACGCUCACGUCUCCGGUGUUGAAGGAUCGGAAGUGGAUAUGGAGUUUGGACUACAAGAAGAUGAUGAUGACAGCGACAUGUUUGACAUCGAUGAACUCCCUGAUUUCACUCAUGAUCAACAGCAAGAUCAAGACAUGGUUUCUUCUCUCCAAGGUGAAGGAGGACUACACGAAGAUGAUGAUAAGGCCACUCAACAACAGCAAUACCCACAGAUUGCUCUUCCUCCCCAAUAUCAAGAUUCAGGGAGCAUAAACAACAAAAUUGUAGUCAUGGAAGACGAGUGUGUUAGCCAAGAUCACAUCUUUGAUCUUGUUGACCAACAAGCCGGCAUCACUCAACCACAACAACAAGAGAGGGUUUUGGAUCCUUAUUUUGAUGUCUUCAUAACAACUUGA
Eutrema salsugineum is the source of this 597-nucleotide messenger RNA. RefSeq lists its product as uncharacterized. The transcript has a single exon. NCBI's taxonomy places the organism in Eukaryota, Viridiplantae, Streptophyta, Magnoliopsida, Brassicales, Brassicaceae. The record is from RefSeq and is a predicted model, not a curated record. The coding region runs from base 1 to 597 and encodes 198 amino acids.